GGUUAUUGAAGAGGAAGAGGGGGAUUUGAGCCUCGUCAGCAACACGGUAAGGAAGACAGGCCUUUGAUUCGAAAUUAUUGACUGAUUGGUUUGAUCAACACAUUUAUUAAGCCAUUGGCAGCUAGUUGGAAGCUAAUUAUGUUGGUAAUCUAUACAUAUCUCAUUGGAGUGUUUACUCCAUUGGAAAUUACAGACAACUGAUCGAGUUUCUCCAGUCGUUGACUUCCAGCUACUAUCUCUAGUUGGUAUGGCCGAUUAUUGGAAAAGUAACCCAAAGAAGUAUUGCGAAUUAUGCAAGUGUUGGAUGGCAGACAACAAAAUUAGCAUCCAAAAUCAUGAGAAUGGUAUGCGACAUAAAGCUAGUGUAGCUAAAAAAGUUAAUGAAUUGACCCGUAGCAACAAGUGUGCUGAAAUGGAAAGGAAGAAUUUAGAGGCGUGUUUACAACAAAUAAACGAUAGUGCCCACUUAAGUAUGAUGAAAGAUCUAGAAAGAGACCCAUCAUUGGCAAAACAGUAUGGAGUCGUGUUAGCAAAGUCACCAUGUGAAGGAAAAUUGAACGAAGAGUCUUCUAGUAAAACAGGGAAAUCAGUUGCUGAUAAAUCUCGUCCUGAUCCAUCCAGUCGUGCAAAUAUUUGGAAGGAAUCAAUAACCCCAGAUGGCAAACAUUAUUAUUGGAAUGUGGCUACUCGUGUUACUCAGUGGACACGGCCAGAUGGCAUUAUAGAGCCGGACCAACGACCAGUGAAAGAAGAAAAAACCAGACUAAAAGAAUUCGUCUUAAAUCGUCUUGUGGAGUUAAGCGAACAUGGAUCCAAGGGAGCCAAUGAGGCAGUACUACAAGUGUUUAAUGUACCUACAUCAGAUAUCGAGCCUAUCAUAGAAAAAAUAUCAGAUGGCACAUCCGAUAAGAAGCCGAAAAGUGUGAAUCUUCCAACACCUGUUCAAUUCCAAGGUCCACAAAUUGACUUACUUGGUCCGUGGGUUCCUUGUGAUGAUACUCCUAGGCCCAAAUUACCCAAGCUUGAUCUUCCUGAUGCCUCCAAUGAUGUUGGAAGCUUCGGAUCUCCAAAUUUAGAUGGAAAACUGGCUGUACUUGCACAGUUGGAAGCGACAACGGAAAAGUAUUACGAAAAUCCAACUCUCUUCAGUCCUAAAGACCAGGUAACUACUCAUAGUAGUUACGUAGCUGAAACCACUAAGCAAACCAAUAGUGAGGAUACUAAAGUACGACAGCCUAAUUCUAACACAACAGCUCGUAUUGUGUUCAAACGACGUCCUACGUCUAACCGAAGUAUACGUACUCCGCAAGAUGACGAGUAAACGUUCCUACUGCAGUUGUGUACAUAUUAUAUUUUUAUGGAUAAUAUAGUCAUUUUUCAGCGA
Molecule: messenger RNA, 1384 nt
Organism: Schistosoma bovis
Lineage: Eukaryota; Metazoa; Platyhelminthes; Trematoda; Strigeidida; Schistosomatidae
Source: the annotation of a GenBank genome assembly